Molecule: messenger RNA, 1864 nt
Organism: Clarias gariepinus (North African catfish)
Lineage: Eukaryota; Metazoa; Chordata; Actinopteri; Siluriformes; Clariidae
Gene: cgasa
Product: cyclic GMP-AMP synthase a
Exons: 5
Coding region: 146-1756 (536 amino acids)
Biological process (GO): DNA damage response; positive regulation of type I interferon production; activation of innate immune response
Cellular component (GO): site of double-strand break; cytosol; nucleus
Molecular function (GO): chromatin binding; 2',3'-cyclic GMP-AMP synthase activity; double-stranded DNA binding
Source: RefSeq, a predicted model, not a curated record
UAAUCAGUCACAAUUGCAAGGUUAAGCACAUAGUGAUGCCUAAAGUGCGGUGUGCUUUGUCUCCUCUGACGUCAGUGCCGCUUUAUAAAGAUCAGUUCCGCGUGACUCCCGGGCUUUUGCGACGCGCUCCACCCACUAACGCGCGAUGAGCGGCAGAGGAAGACCGCGCAAAGACCGCGACGACAAUCCCGGCUCACCUAAAGCGAAAAGUCCACCGACUACACGAAAGAAAAGCACUCCGACACUUAAUGAGCAGUUAGAGGACAAGAAGACAACGGCGAAAGCCAAAAAGCUCCAGGAAAGUCAAGACGUCGGCUCGCGGGAUGGCGUUAAUUCCCCUGAAGGACCACGAAAACCCAAAGCAACCAAAAGUGGCGAGAAGAAAACAGUCGGCUCAGAGCGCAGGGCCAACAGUAUCGAGGAAGAUCCGAGCAAAACUCAACAGCGUGCACCUGAAAAGGCGAGGACCAGUCAGGGACCAGAGACAGCCAAAGCGAGAUGCCCUAUAAAAGCCCAAGAAAGUCAAGAGGCUCAUCCGAGGACAUCUCCAAAGAGUGCUACCUGCACCGAAGAGCCACAAACACCCAAAAGAGCGAAAAGUGUCGAGAAGAAAUCAGCCCCGGUAUCCUCAACGAGACGAGGCAGCAGUACCGACGGGAAUCCGAGUAAAACAUUGCAAAACGCUCUGGAAAAGUUGACGGUAAAGAAGAGCCAGAGGUCAGAAGCAGCAGAAUGCGUGAACGCGAUACAGGAGACAAUAACGGAUUAUCUGAAAAAGAACGUGAUUUGGUGCAAAGAUAUCAGCCCUCUGAAGACCGGGAGUUAUUAUGAAAACGUUAAAAUCUGUGAGCCUGACGAGUUUGAUGUCAUGCUGACUAUCCGUGUGGACAGGGUCAAGCUUGAGCCUUUCUCAGACGACGGUGCCUUCUACAGUGUAGAAAUGAAACGACAGUCUCCAAGACAUCCUUUAGACAAGUUUGUGAAUGAGGACAAAACCAUCAUGGCCAGUGAAAUGCUCAAUGAAUUCCGGCAGAAAAUAAAAGAAGCCCUGGGAACACUACCAUAUGAUGUUAGACUGGAGAGAAAGAAGAUAGGCUGUCCAGCUGUAACUCUGGUCGUAAACGAAAAAAAAAAGGAAAUUUCAAUUGAUUUUGUCCUUGGUCUGGAAGUCCACUCAAGCUGGCCAGAUUUUACGAAAGAUGGCUUCAAAAUAGAAAACUGGCUCGGCAAAAAUGAGAGGAUGGAGCAAAGAAGAGAACCGUUUUAUUUGGUGCCUAAAUAUGAGGGAAGAGGCAACACAGAGCAGGAUGGAGUUAUGGCUAAAGAUGCUUGGCGGAUUUCGUUCUCACAUGUGGAGAAGUACAUCCUGAAAAAACACGGCAACAGAAGGACAUGCUGUCAGGGAGAACAGAAAUGCUGCAGGAAGCAGUGUCUGAAACUUCUAAAAUUCCUCUUCCAACGGCUGAAGGAGGAGCAUCCGGAGGAGACGGAAAAGCUCUGCUCAUAUCAUGCCAAGACGACACUGUUUCAUGCUUGUGCUAAAAGAGUGAUGGAUAGUGAAUGGGCAUUUAGCGAGCUUAGCCACUGCUUUCAGCAACUUGUCAUGGACUUUGAACAACAUCUGAGGGUCUCACAACUUCCCAACUUCUUUAUCCCAUCACAAAACCUGCUCAGUUGCAUUAGCAAGAAACAUUGCAACCGCCUAGCAGACUACAUUGAAAGCCAGCGUAACAAUGGCUUUCCACUGAUGACUUAAUUCUAGAUGUCCAGAGAUUCAAAGGGCAUAACUGGGGGAAAAAAAAUAAAUUAAACGUUUUUGUCUUUGUUAAUUUUUCUCUUUACCGAUUUAAUAAAUAAAGUGUUC